Aedes albopictus (Asian tiger mosquito) is the source of this 2790-nucleotide messenger RNA. RefSeq lists its product as uncharacterized. The coding region runs from base 447 to 1940 and encodes 497 amino acids. The record is from RefSeq and is a predicted model, not a curated record. Gene Ontology annotation, molecular function: GTP binding. NCBI's taxonomy places the organism in Eukaryota, Metazoa, Arthropoda, Insecta, Diptera, Culicidae. The transcript has 2 exons.
AGUCUAAUGUACAUACACCUUCAACCACCUAUUGUAGGUAUAUAAGACACUGUAUAUGAAGUCAUCAUCAAACAUCUUUGGAGCACUAUAAAAACGGCACCCCUCGAGUGCUAAUAUUUACAGUCCAUUUCGACCUGGCAACGGGUCAACCAGUGAAUAAAAAAUAGUGAAUUUCUCGUUAGCUUGAAAGAUCACCCCUUCCCAUUAUCUUUCCGAGGAUAGACUAAUCUCAACCAACCCCUGACUAUUUCCCUUGAAAUAACCCGGCGCCUCAACAAUAUCUUUAUUCCAUUAUCACUAAUAUAUGGUACGAUUUAUGGUUCAGAAGAAUCUACAUCGUUGGAGUGAACAGCCGUGUUCCGCAUAACAACGCAUAAACGGUACUUGGAGCUUGGAUCUGACAAUCUUGAUCAUAAAAAGCAUCUUCUCCGUGAAUUGUAUUCACCAUGGCCUUCUUUAACCGGCUAUCGUGGAGAAAACUAGAUGUUGAAAAGGAGUACAACAUAAUUCUGUUUGGCGAAACCGGCGCAGGCAAAUCAACUCUGAUAAACUAUCUGACGAAUUAUUUCCAUAACGGUACACUCGAGAAUUUGAAAGUUUCCAUCCCUUCUAAGUAUUAUGAGGCAACCGAGGGUCAGACGCACAACGAAUACAAUGUUCAGGAUGCUUCAAAAAGUCAAACUAGAGCCUGUACUGUAUACACUUUCAGAAAACAGAACACGGUAUACAAUUUCAUAGACACGCCAGGACUCAGUGAUACCGAAGGAGUGGCUCAGGAUGAAUCCAACAUUCAGCAAAGUAUGGGUGCUGCUGAGCAGAGCGGAGUGUUGACGGCAAUCAUCCUCGUUAUAAAUGGAACGCAGACCCGAGCUACCGUAACACUGUGCCGCACGUUGUGCCUGUUGAGAAGCUCAAUACCGGACGUCCUUUUGCAGAACCUCGUCGUAGUUCUAACAAACUGCUCUUCUGCAACUGUCAACUUCGACCUGGCCCGUUUAGAACCAUGGACUGUUCCUGAGGCGAACGUUUUCCACAUGAACAACUGUGCCUUCAGUAGACCAGUAUCACAAUGGACAAAAAAUGCAGCGAUGCAGCAAAUUCUGAAAAUAGAAUGGAAAUGCUCAAUGGAAGCUAUCGAAAAAAUGAUCCAGAAUCUGAAGCAGCUUGGCGGCAAAGCGACCGAGGCUUUCAAACAAAUGCGUAUUAACAGAGAGAGAAUAAAAUCGCAGCUACAAAACAUAUUGCUAGAUGUAACGAAAUGUCAGGAUCUUCAAAACGAACUUGAUAUGAUGAAAACCACACAGCAAAAUAUAGCCACCGACAUUAAAAAUUAUUCCGACUACAAACGAUCAAAGCUAGUGGAAUAUACGGAAUUGGUACCAUGUGAAACCGGCACCAGAUUCUGCACUAAGUGCUCGACGCCAUGCCAAGAAAAAUUUCUUGAAAAGGGAGCGACAUCUGUGUACAGAGUUGCCACAUCAAUACCGAUUUGUAGAGACGUAGUGUCCCUUUUCGAAUAUAUGCUACUGGACACUUGUCACUGCGGUCAUUCAGCGUUCAAUCAUUACGUUAGCAACGUUAGGCCAGUCAAGAAAACGAAAACCGUCGAGGAAAUUCUCGAAGAUGUGAAAAACGCCUUUGAUCUUAGCACGAAAAAAAAUGAGGAAAUUCAGUCUGAAAUCGGUAACCUGAACACCGACAUGGCUGCACUGGAACAUGCUCUCGAUGCAAUGCAAGAGGAAAUUCUGAAUUGCUGCUAUCAACUCAAGAAGCUCUGCUCACAGUUUAACUUCGUGGACGAGCUCCAUGGCAUCAUAGGCAUCAUGGAGAGAGAUACUUGUAGGCUUACUUCCACCAUGGUAAGGGCAGAGGCUGAGACAAGAAUUAGGAACAUCAAACACGUGGUCGAUACGCUGUCAAGUGCUGGGAAGAGUGGCUAGAACACAACACAAAAUUAUAGGUAGCGAAACAAUCGUAUCAACGCAGAGAACAGACAUCCAGGCUAGAAUAAAUUUCAUUCAGAAAGUUGUGUAAGGAUUAGAAUCUUCACUUGAGUAAGGUUGCAAACCAAUACACGAUGAAAACACUAACGCCGCCAAACACCAUAUUGCCACAGUCAGUGGUGAAUUGACACAUUUCAAGUGGUGAAUUAAAUUAGUAUGGGAAAUUAACUGAUUGCAGCGCCACGAUGUUGCCACUUAUGUUGCCGAUUUCAAAUGACCGUUAAAUUCCUUACACAGUUUCGGAACUGGACUUGGAUGUCUGUUCUCUGUGGCAUGAACAUCUAAUUCAAGCCUAACUUUACCAAACACCGUAUCUAACAAAAUCCACGAACGGAGAAAAUCGAAGGGGAAGUUCGCUGUUCCCAUAGCAACUCAUACAUUGAGCAUUUGAGAAACGUAAAAAAUCUGGGUAUUUUUCACAAAUUAUCCCCAGAGGUGAGUGAUACAAGUAUGUAGCUCUUAACGAAAUUCAACGCCACAUGUGAAAAUCUCUUUUUUGUUUACAUAUGUUACAUACGGUGUUUGGUAAAGUUAGGCUUAAAUUAUUCCAAAGAGUGUAAUCAGUAGGCCGUCCAUUAUUUUGCAAAAAAUGGAAAUGUUAUAAGUUCGUAAAUGGAAAAUGAUCGUUUCAGCUAAGAAAUGAUCGUGUCAAAAUUUGAAGUCCAUAUCACAAGGCAGUUAAUAAUCAGUGUCCCUCAAGGGGCCUAAAGUUGUCAAAAAUAGUAUGGGAUCAAAAAAAAAAAAAAACAUGAAAUUUUUUUCGACGAAAAAAUAUGCUAUUCUACUU